Closterium sp. Naga37s-1 is the source of this 655-nucleotide messenger RNA. Lineage: Eukaryota; Viridiplantae; Streptophyta; Zygnematophyceae; Desmidiales; Closteriaceae. The record is from the annotation of a GenBank genome assembly.
GGACCACUUCCUCUCCCUUGACCCCACCUCCCUCACUGUUGACCUACUCGAGCAGCACCUCCUUGCAGCUGAGACUAGUGCAGUAGCUGUAGGUGCUCCUCGUGGCACUCCGCGCACGCCCUUUUUUGAGAGGUGCUCCCCCUCCCCCCUUGCCCCCUCCUACGCCUCUGCUGCUGCUGUUGACGUCCUUAGUACUGAGGAUGUCGGGGCUGCUUCUGCUAGUGCGAAGCGCUGCAGCAGCAAGGGCAGGGGUGGCAGGGGUGGUGGAGGGGGCAGCAGGAGUGGUGGUGGGGGCAGCAAGGGAGGCAGUGGCGGCAGUGGAGGUGGUGGCAAUGGUGGGAGUGGUGGAGGGAGUGGGGGCGUUGGUGGCGGCGGUGGAGGCAGCGGUGGGAGUGGCGGUAGUGGCAGCGGUGGCAGUAGUGGCGGUAGGACUGGAGCUCAGCGUGGAGGUUCUGGAGGAGGCCAGCGGCAGCGGCAGCAGCGCCGGAGCGAGACCCCUUCGCCCCAGCAGCUUCGUGGGUGGUUGUUUCAGCGUGGGGCGUCUGGGGGUAGUGUGAGCUGCCCGUAUGUCAUUCGCACGGGUGACCGUGCUGGUCAGACAUGCGGGAAGUUUCACUCUCAGCACCGCUGCUUCUCCUGUCUUGACGACGCUUAG